Molecule: messenger RNA, 1386 nt
Organism: Mucor velutinosus
Lineage: Eukaryota; Fungi; Mucoromycota; Mucoromycetes; Mucorales; Mucoraceae
Exons: 4
Coding region: 1-1386 (461 amino acids)
Biological process (GO): molybdate ion transport
Molecular function (GO): molybdate ion transmembrane transporter activity
Source: RefSeq, a predicted model, not a curated record
AUGCAAUAUAUCAAGGAGCCGCUGCAUCGCUUCAAGAAGCAUUUGACCCUACAUGAGAUCUCUGGCAGUUUGGGUGAUCUAGGCACGCUGCUACCAAUUAUGAUGUCUCUGGCCAUCUCGGGCCAGAUCAACUUGACAAGUACACUCUGGUUUACAGGUAUAUGGAAUAUCCUGUCAGGCGUCAUGUUCCAAGUGCCUGUAUGUGUCCAACCGAUGAAAGCCAUCGCAGCUGUGGUCCUGACGAAAAACAUGUCCAUCCAAGAAAACAUGGCAGCUGGCCUCAGCGUUGCUACCUUUAUCACGUUUCUCGGCAUCACACGCACAGUACAUCUUGUUGGCACAUUUACUCCUCCUGCAAUCAUCAAGGGACUACAACUAGGCACUGCUGUACAAUUGAUCAUCAAGGCACACAAUUUGAUACCCAAGCUACAAUGGAAAAUAACGGCUGCGAAUUGGUCUGAUAACAAUACUUGGGUUCUCCUGAGCUUUCUCUUUGUAGUCGCUUGCUACAGAACAAAGGUCCCAUCUGCUUUGAUCUUGUUCUUGAUUGGCUUGAUCUUUGCUCUUGUACUCAUGUUUGCGGAAGGCAAGGAUGUGCCUCAUCCUAGCGUAGGAGGAGGUCAUUAUCCCGAUACCAUCAUUGUGCCCUCACCAGAAGAGUUUAAAAGCGGGUUCCUGAAUGCUGGUCUUGGUCAGUUGCCGCUCACUACACUAAACUCGGUCAUUGCACUAUGCGCCCUCAUCGAUGAGUUGUUCCCAGAUCAUCAUGCAAAGACGUCUCAAGUUGCUGUGAGCGUGGGAAUCAUGAAUUUGAUCGGAUGUUGGUUUGGCGCUAUGCCUGUGUGUCAUGGCUCUGGUGGUCUUGCUGGUCAAUACCGUUUUGGCGCUCGGUCCGAAGUAUCUGUCAUUCUUUUAGGUGCCUGCAAAUUAUUCUUGGGUAUUCUUUUUGGUGGAUCGCUCAUAGGAUUGCUGCAAGUGUUUCCAACAUCGAUUCUUGCUGUCAUGCUAUUCAUCUCAGGCAUUGAGCUGGGUUGUGCUGCUAGAUCUGUCAACAAUUUGACGGAUGAUGAGUAUAGAAAAAGAGAGAACUUUACUGUGAUGCUGCUGACAACUGGUUGCUUGGUAGCCUAUUCAAAUGAUGGUAUUGGCUUCUGUGCUGGUCUUGUUUCAGCUGCUUUGCUAUCUAUGCAGCGUUUAGGUUUAAAGGCGUGGUUCAAAAGCACACUCAAUGGGUUCAAGUCUGUACCACGAGUUUGGCGGGACCAAAACCUCGUAUCACCUGCCUUGCCUGUAAGUGCAUCACAAGAUGGCGAAGAGGAGAGGGUUUCCGUGCCUUCUACACCAAAUGGCACCUCCAAGUUGGCUCGUGCUUCAGAAUACCCCUAG